GAGUGCCCGCGGUGAAUUGCUCCAGCAUCCCUGCGCAGGCAGUGGGGCAAAUGUAGAUGUUAAAAAAAAAUAUCAUUUGAAAAUAUGUAAUCGUGGGAUAAGUUCUCGGCGUCGGCAGCUUGCGAUGAGGGACGGAGAACAUGGCAGACUGGAUUUUGUGUUGCGCCUCUGUGGAGCACGGACCGUUAUAUUGAGAGAAAUAAUGCGGAAUAUUUCCCCCUGUAGGUGUUAACGCAGAAAAUACAAGAUGAAGAAGCAAUUCAAUCGGAUGCGACAGCUCGCCAACCAAACGGUGGGAAGGGCGGAAAAAACAGAGGUGUUAAGCGAGGACCUUCUACAGGUGGAGAAGCGUCUGGAUCUGGUCAAGCAGGUGACACACAGCACUCACAAGAAGCUGACUGCCUGCCUGCAGGGUCAGCAGGGGACUGAUAUGGAGAAGAGAUCUGUCAAGUCACCUUCUAAAAAACUACCGCUUACGAUCCUGGCACAAUGUAUGGUGGAAGGGGCGGCAGUGUUGGGGGAUGACUCUCUCCUGGGGAAGAUGCUGAAGAUGUGCGGAGAGACAGAAGAGAAGUUGGCCCAGGAGCUCAUCCAGUUUGAGUUCCAGAUCGAGAGAGAUGUCGUGGAGCCUCUCUAUGUGCUUGCUGAGGUGGACAUUCCCAACAUCCAGAAACAGAGGAAGCACUUAGCUAAACUUGUCUUGGACAUGGACUCCGCUCGGACAAGAUAUCAGCAGUCGUCCAAGUCGUCCAGUCACCCGAGCACACUGCAGCCCGGCGCCAAGUCCGAGUCCCUCAGAGAGGAGAUGGAGGAGGCAGCCAAUCGGAUGGAGAUUUGUAGGGACCAGUUGUCAGCAGAUAUGUACAGUUUUGUGGCCAAAGAAAUAGACUAUGCAAAUUACUUUCAGACACUAAUAGAAACACAGGCAGAAUAUCACAGGAAGUCAUUAGAGAUUCUUCACAGUAUCCUGCCCCAGAUUAAAGCUCACCAAGAGGCGUGGGUGGAGAAGCCGUCAUUUGGCAAGUCUCUGGAGGAACACCUGAAUAUUAGUGGGAGAGAGAUUGCCUUCCCCAUCGAAGCUUGUGUCACCAUGCUGUUAGAAUGUGGCAUGCAAGAGGAGGGCCUCUUCAGAGUGGCUCCAUCAGCCUCCAAGCUGAAGAAGCUGAAAGCAUCCCUGGACUGUGGAGUUCUGGAUGUGCAGGAGUACUCCUCCGACCCACACGCCAUCGCAGGGGCUCUGAAAUCAUACCUCCGUGAGCUCCCUGAGCCACUGAUGACCACUGAACUUUAUGAUGAAUGGAUUCAGGCCUCCAACAUUCAAGAUAUGGACAAGAGACUACAGGCAUUAAUGGCGGCGUGUGAAAAACUCCCCACAGACAACUUGAACAAUUUCAGAUAUCUAAUCAAAUUUUUAGCCAAGCUAAGUGACUACCAAGACGCAAACAAGAUGACUCCCGGUAACAUGGCGAUUGUUCUCGGCCCUAACUUGCUUUGGACACACACUGAACCAAACAUGACAGAGAUGAUGACCACCUUGUCCCUACAGAUUGUUGGCAUCAUUGAGCCCAUAAUCCAGCAUGCUGACUGGUUCUUCCCUGGAGAGAUUGAAUUCAACCUGACAGGCAGCUACGGCAGCCCGAUCCACACCAACCACAACUCCAAUUACAGCUCCAUGCCCUCACCAGACAUGGACCAAUCCGAUCGCAAGCAGCAGCACGACCAGAGUCGACGCCCACUGAGCGUCGCCACGGACAACAUGAUGCUGGAGUUUUACAAGAAGGAUGGCAUUAGGAAGAUACAAAGUAUGGGAGUCCGAGUUAUGGAUACCUCCUGGGUGUCUCGUAAGGGUUCAGCCACGCUGGCGCGCAAGGCCUCCUCCACCCCUCCAGGCAUGCAAGGCCCCGGUUCUCCGGCUGACACUCUCAUCCCCGAGCAGCCCGGAGAGCUCGUCACCUCCCCGUCCGCGACACCGCCGCCUGGAGAGCGGGUCUGUUCAUUGAAGAGUAAAGAGCUCUCCCCUGUAAUUGGGCACAAAGCCAUCCAGGUGGCAGGUCCAACAGUCCCCCCCAGCUGUAGUCCUCAGAGCAGUAGCCAGUCCCCCCACUCCACAGAGCACAGUCCACACACCCUGCGCAAAGGUUCCAAGAAGCUGGCCCCUGUGCCUCCCAAGGUUCCUUACAGCCAGUCUUGCGGGAUGUCCGAUCAGUCCACAGGUCAGCCGUCACCGGUCAGCCUGUCACCCACACCUCCUAGCACCCCUUCCCCUUAUGGACUGGCCUGCCCUCCAGGGCAAGUGCCCCCAUCCUCCCCUGGGCAGACCCCAUUAGGGGCGCCCCACUCGCUUUCGUCCCCACCAUCCCUGACCGGAACGCUCACCAAGUCGCGGCCCGCCCCUAAGCCCAGGCAGAGACCCAGUCUGCCCCCUCCUCAGCCGCCCACAGCCCCCCCGGGGUUCACUGGCCCAGCCAUGGCCCCAGUUCCCCAGCCCCUGGAGCAGGGCCUCCUGGAUGGACUGUCUCCCGGGGAGAGCAUGUCUACAGAUAUCUUCAAUUAUGAAAUCCCCUCCAUCAAUGUCAAUCUGGACAGCCUCAUCGAUGAGUUCAGCGGUGCCCCUUGCAGGAGGUCCGUGGCAGUGACAGACUCUCCAGAGGGGGAUGCUGUGCCUGAGGAGGAGCCACAGAGCACCACUCUAUGACCUAUGACCCUAAGGCAUCACAGCUUACCAGCACCCCUGUGGCUGAUACAUACUCUUAACUGUCGCCACCAAGGCCUGACGGAAACACCAAUUGGCCUCACCAAUGCCCACCUGAAACCAGAACUCGAACACAUCUGCUACAGGCUGCAAAGAAACUCAUCUCUUACAAUUGCUCGCUAGUACAUAAAUGUGACUAUAAAAAAAACAAAGAAGAAAAAAAAAAACCACCAAAAUGCCAUAGUGAAGGAACAGUUGCCUUUAGGAGGAAAGACUGGAAUAUAGAUGAGUAUUGCAUUAAAAGAUUUUUUUAUUGUUUGUUUUUAUUUGCUUUGCUUUGUUCAUCUUUGUUGUUUGAUGCAGUGGUCUGUAUUUCUGUGAGUUUUUCGAUUUCUUUUUUUUGCCUUAUUAGAACAUGCAAUCAAAUUGCAAUAUGAUAUUCACAAGUUGUACAACUUUUUUGGUAAGGGAAACUCAGAGCCUGACAUGGUUAGGAGCAAAGCCCAUCCUCAGGGUGAAACAGAGAGACAGAGAGUAGUCUUGGUGUAUUACUCACAGGGUAUUCAAGCUUUGUGCACAUUAGGAAACAUGCUGAGCCGUAGAGACAGGUUUUUGCAUGCGGGAUGAACCAUUUAAUGCAGUUUACUUCUUAAUCGUCACACCCAGUCUUUACUUCCCCUUCUUCUAACACAUAUUACAACUGUAGUUCUUUAUCUGGCAUUUACCUUCAUAAAGGUAAGCUCACUUUAACUCACUUUAUACCAGCACAGUAGGAGAAGAAUGUUACUGUAAAUUACUUUGUUUUGUUCUCUCGACGAAAGCACCACAACGUGUUUGCAUGACAAGCCAAUAUGAACGAAUUGCUUUGGAUCAAGGGCCUCAGAGUGGCAGUGUUUUAUUUCGUGUGAGUGUUUCUGUUGUUGUUGUUGUCCUUGGAGAGUAAAUUUAGACCGCCCGUGUGCUGUUAACGGUUUGAUGAUAAUGGAUGGAUGACUACACUGCCUUUAGGUUCGUAUGAUUCUCUCUCUUAACCUUGUUUCAAGUGCUUCAGGUUCAGUGACCUUUGACCCCUAGUGUAAAUACAAAGACUGUACAUAAAUUGAUGUAUAUAAAAUCUGAGAGGAAAAGUAUAUGUAAAAUGCAUAUCUUGAAUAUAUAUAAUAAUAAUAUAUGUGCUGAUAUUUAUCAUGUGUAGAAAAUGUAAUGAUUAAAAAAAAACAUUGCCGUUAUUUUUGUCCCUGCACACAAUGAACAGGUUUACUGUAGAUUCAUAAUGUGUCACUGUAACACCAGGUUAACGAUGAUGCUGCAGCAGAAACGCAGAUUUCUGCUUGAAAUCAAUUGUGGUUUUUCUAAUUCUGUCUCCUGAGCUUUGACUUCAAACAUGCCCGAGCACUAAUGAGUUGCACACCGAUGCCCUAUCUUCUCUUCUUCUCCUUUUAAAUCAGUUAUUUAAUAGAUUCCUGUGUAAAUGAUUAGAUUACUUGUAGCCCGCCUGGACCAUUUAAUGAAUUCAUAAUGAGGAUAAAUGUAGUCCUAAGCCUAUAUUAUUGGGCCAACUAAAAAUAUGUGCUCAUUCAAUUAGAAAAGCAGUCAAAUUUGGCACACCUGCUGUAUCACCUCUGAAGUCGAAAAUGACCGUGCCCUUUGUUGUUAUUCUUACCGCAGACAAUUAAUCAGAGGUGUUUCCAGUUCAUCAGAUAACAGAUGCUGCAGUGUCACUUUUUUAAUUCCAUAUAAAAUGUCUUAGGACUAUAAUUUUGUCGAUUAAAGUGCAAUUACAGUGUUUACUGAUCCACCUCAGUCCAAAAACAGUGGUCAAAGUCACCCUCCCCAAACCCACAGAAAACAAGCCAUUAAUUUUAUUGCUAAGCAAUUACUUUCUUUUUAAGUUUGUUUUAUGUGUGAGUUUACUUACUGACUAAAUGAAUUCUAGAUUAACCUUUCUCCAAAAGUGAUCUAUGGUAUGCCUCAGUGUGUGUUCUCAAUGGACUCUGUUUAUGAAGAUUUUGGUGAUGUUGAUAAUUAUAUUGAUAGUUGUGGUGAUUAUAUGACAACAAUUGCAAGUGCCCUCACACUGGUUGUUAUUUUUGGAACUAUAGGCAUAAUUAAUGUGUACUAGAGGUUUUAUUUUCUGUGCUGGAUCCAUACGUUUAUACGAGGAGGCAGGGGUUUCUCUCUCUCUGUGUGCAGAUUGAAUGUGACUCACUCAGAUUCCAAACGGUAGGCUACCUGAUUUUGUAAUAACUAACAGGCAAAUAAGCACUUGUGUUUGGAUGAAGGUUAAUUAGGGCCUGUUGGCAUGUAUUAUUACCAGUACAGGGCAGUAUUACUGUAAUGCUUUCGUGCAUCAUAAGUGGAACUUACAGCCCCCUAAAAGCAUGCAUUCAUAUUCAUUCUAGGUGUGAUUACUAUGCUGCUGAAAAGAAAAGAAAAACAUCUGUACCCUCCCCCGAAACACAAGUCAUAACUUCAUCACAUAUCUGAUUUUACGCCAGUAACUUCACAGUGAUUUUCAAGGGGAUAUUCAUUCAAAGGAAACACCUUUUGCACCAAAUGGUACACUGUUACAUAGUUUUAUCAAGCGUUUUAACUACGAUAGACCUACAUUUCCUAAGUCACCUCGCCACCAAGUAUGUCGGUCUAAAGCAAAGCUCAAUUUGUUUACAUUUUGUGGGGGGGAUUUUAAAUGAAAAAAAAAAGGUAAAUCUGAAAAAGUGUCAUGCAUGCGCUUAGAUAGUCUUUUGAUAAUCCACGUUUUGUGUCAAUCACUGUCUUUUUAGGGAUUGUAAGAGGGGUAAAAUGUAGAGAUGGACUCUAGAGAAUGUGGAUCACAAUGAUUGGUCCUUCAUGGGGUUUUGAGCAAUACGGUAGAGGAGUGGAUGUUGCCUGUGGAUGUACUGCCUCCUUCUGCUUUCACUACUAGUGUACAAACAAAAAAAACCUGCCGCUUGUCAAGCCCACCAUGCCCACCCCUCCCUCCUCUGCUUAGCAUAUCAAGUGGAACACAGUGUGUACUGUGAAGCCUACCUGCAAUCCUUAUCAGAAUGUCAGAAAUAAAUAUAUAUAUUAAA
Messenger RNA from Epinephelus moara (kelp grouper), 5766 nucleotides. RefSeq names its product Rho GTPase activating protein 44a (gene arhgap44a). Gene Ontology annotation, biological process: regulation of dendritic spine morphogenesis; positive regulation of GTPase activity; neurotransmitter receptor transport, endosome to postsynaptic membrane. The transcript has 21 exons. The record is from RefSeq and is a predicted model, not a curated record. Lineage: Eukaryota; Metazoa; Chordata; Actinopteri; Perciformes; Serranidae. Gene Ontology annotation, cellular component: dendritic spine; leading edge membrane; intracellular anatomical structure. Gene Ontology annotation, molecular function: protein binding; GTPase activator activity. Bases 248 to 2695 code for a protein of 815 amino acids.